Galeopterus variegatus (Sunda flying lemur) is the source of this 828-nucleotide messenger RNA. RefSeq names its product outer dense fiber of sperm tails 3-like 1 (gene CIMAP1C). The coding region runs from base 1 to 828 and encodes 275 amino acids. Gene Ontology annotation, cellular component: cytoskeleton. Lineage: Eukaryota; Metazoa; Chordata; Mammalia; Dermoptera; Cynocephalidae. The transcript has 4 exons. The record is from RefSeq and is a predicted model, not a curated record.
AUGAAACUGCCCAAGGGGGCCAAGAACUCUGUGUUCUAUGCGCAGCACCCAGAGAAGAAGGUACAGUUGCCCUCAUGGCAGGAGGUUAAGCAGACCCCUACGAUCAUGGCGAUGAUCAGAGGUCCAGGACCUGCCAAGUACCUGCGGCCAUCCUGCACGGGCUACAUAGAUCAUGACAUCUCCAUGUUCCAGGAGCCAGCUUACACCCUGCAUGCCCGGCACUCGGAGAAGCGAAUCACGGAUAUAUGCAGCCCUGGGCCUUCCUAUUUCUUGGAUCCCAAAAUAACUCGGUUUGGAAUGUCCAGCUGCCCGCAGGUCCCCAUGGGGGAGUGCAUCUCCAACCUGCGCCUGAGCCCCACACCAGCCUCCUGCCACUACCACUUUGAGAAGAUCCCCCCACCUGGGGAACGCAGGGCUCCCCAGUAUGCUUUCGGCUACCGGUGCCCAUACAGAGUGAUGGACCCCAAUCCGGCCCCCAACCACUAUCAGCUGCCGCUCAUGCUUGGGCCCAGCAACCCUGUCAACUGGGCUGCCCCCUGCUAUAGUCUGGCCCGUGCGGACAAGAACUGGUUCUACAAGGAGGAUGUGGCAGGAGGCCCUGGCCCUGCCACGCACGCCCGGCCCGAGCCGUCCGUCUACCAGAACCGCAGCCCCAUCUACAGCAUGGCCAGGCGCUUCACCUACCCCCUGGACUGCACGCUCCGGCCUGGCCCUGGCUCGCACGACGUGCAGCAGGUCACUGUGCACAAGCCCCGCACACCCGCCUUCACCAUGGGGGUCAAGCACUCCCCCCACCUGUGCCCGCUGGUCGUUGACAUUCGCGACUGA